GUUACUGCGGCGGAUGUUGAUGUUUUGUUUCAGAGCUCUCAGAACGAUGUGAAACUGUAUCGUCUCCGGGACUGCUCGAUAUUUUUGUGGCCGUCUUCCCGAUACUUUUUGUCCCAUUUCUCUGUAAGGUUUCGCUGUUUGUCGGCAUCGUGUCUCUCCCGGUGUCUUUCCCGGGAAGCGCGAGGCCGAGUCGUGCGAUGAUGGAGGACUUUGAUGAGAUCUACGAAGAGGAGGAGGAGGAAGAGGAGGACGAGGACAGGGCCGCGGAAGAACAGCUCCUUAAGUAUGCUCCGGACCCGGUAGUGGUGCGAGGGUCCGGCCACGUAACUGUGUUUGGACUCAGUAACAAAUUCGAGUCAGAAUUUCCUUCAGCACUUACAGGAAAGGUGGCACCAGAGGAAUUCAAAGCCAGUAUCAAUCGUGUGAACAGCUGCCUGAGAAAGACACUCCCGGUGAAUGUGCGGUGGCUUCUGUGUGGUUGUCUUUGUUGCUGUUGCACACUGGGCUUCAGUUUGUGGCCCGUCAUCUGCCUCAGCAAAAGGACAAGAAGAUCUAUAGAGAAACUUUUGGAGUGGGAAAACAGCAGACUUUACCACAAGUUGUGUUUGCAUUGGAGACUAAGCAAAAGGAAGUGUGAAACCAACAACAUGAUGGAAUAUGUAAUCCUAAUAGAAUUCCUACCUAAGGUCCCGAUCUUCAGACCGGACUAGCCUGACUACAGCUGAUCUGAAACUUCCUCUGCUGCCCGCCGCUGUCACAGAAUCAUGAUGGCUGUAAAGUUCCCAAAUAAUUACACUUCCUUAAAUACUCCAGCAUUUGUGUUUACAUUUAUUCUCCCUGUUUUCUCUUGGACCCAUUCCCUAUAACAAAUCUCCAGCCUUGUUUACAAAUCCAGCAGCCCCAUACUUUUUUUUUGGGAGUGACAUUACCACUGAACCUUGGCCAGCUGGGCAAACUUAUAUCAGCCUAUGGGAUGUGAGGGGAGAACCAGCCGUGGGCAAUUUUAUUGGUCUUUGGAACUAUACCUGGAGACUAGACUCUCAAAUUGAGUUCUGGGAGCUACGAUUGGAAAUGUGUCACUUUUAUGUUCCCUAACCGAAGCACAUGGCACAGACAGACCAUGAUUAAAAAAAAAACAAUCAAUAAAACACUUUCAUAUGUUACACCACCAACUUCCCCUGCAAAAAAUACACGCCAGUGCAUUUGUAACAGUUGGUUUGGUGCUUUCGAUUUGUUAAAGGCAGAGGAAGCAACGCAACACUGAACUUCAAUAGAGCCUUCAUCCAAAUCAACGCUGUAGCGGAACGUGGGGGUCCUGCGGGAACAUGUUGGGCCAGUGGCAAAAACAGCUGAACUCAAUGUCACUAUUCAAAUACCAGGCGUCCUCUGGCCUCUUUUCACGUCACUUCACUGUGCAUCAACCUAACCCAGUGACAAUCACACACUCUGACUGUACUGUAUGAAUGGGUCUUUAUGCUACACAGAUUACGUGGAACAGUUUGUUUUAAACGUGUGUCCAUGUGGUGGGCUGACUCUUGAAGAGACGGCCACCGGUGUUGAAGAAAAGCUUGUUUUGUUUUCUUGUUUUCUUUGUUUUUAGCAUUUGAAGGUUUGUUUUCUGUUUUGUUGAAAGAAAAGACGGACAAUGUUUGCAAAACUUUUGUAUGUGUGUCAAACAUAAGCAAAAAAAUAACCAAAAUUGGACAAAUCAAACACAGGAUACUCUUCUUUGGUAAUGGAAAAAAAAAAUACUUCAAUCUUUUGUUUAAGUAAUUUAAAAAUGUGAGCGUGCAUUGGUGAAAUAAGCAUCUUUUGUGUAACUGCAAAGGAAUGCCUUGGUUGUUUUAUUUCUCUCUGGGGUCUUGUGUCGUGACUAAAGCACACAAUCGCUUUGUACAUAAGAGAGGCCAAGUAAAGGUGUUGAUUAUCUGCUGACCUUGGCUUACUCGUGUCUAAAGGAUGUGGAUGUGUACAAGGCAGAUAUUCUGUCUUAGAUGUAAACUUACUCGAGAUGAACAUAAAGAAUAAGAGUUCCA
Oreochromis aureus is the source of this 2036-nucleotide messenger RNA. RefSeq names its product cysteine-rich hydrophobic domain 2 (gene chic2). The transcript has 6 exons. The coding region runs from base 198 to 710 and encodes 170 amino acids. The record is from RefSeq and is a predicted model, not a curated record. NCBI's taxonomy places the organism in Eukaryota, Metazoa, Chordata, Actinopteri, Cichliformes, Cichlidae.